This is a messenger RNA of Passer montanus (Eurasian tree sparrow), 2440 nucleotides long. It is a transcript of the gene TM4SF18, whose product is annotated as transmembrane 4 L six family member 18. Gene Ontology annotation, cellular component: membrane. NCBI's taxonomy places the organism in Eukaryota, Metazoa, Chordata, Aves, Passeriformes, Passeridae. The transcript has 5 exons. The coding region runs from base 215 to 820 and encodes 201 amino acids. The record is from RefSeq and is a predicted model, not a curated record.
UGUUUAACACAGGACAGUGAGUUUACACAGUGAUAUUCAUGUGUUGCUCUGCUAACUGUUAAGGACUUCUGUUCCUGGAAUCACACCCCAGUCACUAGUUCCUGUGAAUAUGUAAUGACUGAAUCAAGCUGGAGAGGUCAAAACAUUUCUUAUAUUGAAGGUCUUGUAAACUUCUGUUAGCUUAGAAGAACAAAACUUCCAGAGUUCUUGAGAGAUGGCUUUGGAGACAUGUGGAAGCUGUUUGAGUUGCCUGCUGGUACCUCUUGCACUUUGGAGUAUUGUUGUGAACAUCCUCCUAUACUUUCCAAAUGGGAAAGCUCUGCAUGCUGCCAGUUACCAGUUCCCCAGCCAUGAGUGGUAUUUUGAAGGCAUCUGCUUCUCAGGUGUGAUGAUCCUUCUUUUGGCAGUAAUUCUAAUAACACUGGAGUGUAGUGUGUUCUAUCGAUGCUGCCAGAGUGAGAGCUGUAACAAAACCUACAGGAGUUUUAUAUCUAUUGUGCUAGCCCUGCUUGGAAUUGCAUUCUCGGGAUACAGUUGCAUCAUUUUUACCCUACAUUUGAUUCAAGGCCCUUUCUGCAAUUCAUCAAGUGGAUGGAAUUAUAUUUUCAAAGACACUGCUGGGGGGUACCUCACAGAUUAUCCUUCCUGGUCUAAGUGCAAAAACCCUGCAAACAUAGUGGAGUGGAAUAUCAUUUUACUCUCGAUUUUGAUAGCUCUCAGUGGAUUGCAGCUGAUCAUCUGCAUUCUCAAAGUAGCCGCUGAGUUGAAACGAACGCUCUGUGGGACCUAUUCUGUUUUUGUGCAGGCUCGGAUUCUCUGAAAAUGGCAAAGAAAUUGUUGCUGCUUCUCCCCCAUCCCCAGAAGAAGAGAGAAAUGGCCUCUCCAUAAUCCAUAGCAGUAGAUUUGAGUGCUACAAUGAAAAAUGAUACCCUUGUCCUAAAUCUCUGUCCAUCAAACUUCUCUGUUUUGGAUGAAGCAUAUUUGAGCUGUCUGACAUCUACAUUUUUCUUCACCUGUCCUGUUGCACUUGGCAGGGACACGUCAUUUUUUUACCCUUCAGCUUGUUGUGACAGUAGGGAUGUUUUAAUAUAAUGGAACUGCUUUUGUAUUGAAAUCACCUUAUUGUUUUUUCUUAAUAAGCUGCUGUAGAACUGCUUAUGUACUCCCUUGUCAUUGCUUAGACCAUAUGACUAUUUGUUGUUUUGAAAGGGCCUGGUUCAAAGCCUAGUACAUCAAGAGGGAUUGUUAGUGCACUGAGUGAAGCCAUGAUUUCUAAAUGAAUGAAUUUUGGUUACAGACAGACCAUGAUGGCAAUCAUGGAAGGAGGUAGGCAGAGCUUACCCUUCUCCUUCCAUCUUAGAAGUUCAUAACUGCAAAAAGCAAUUACAGAAAAAAGUCUAUCAAGUCUUUCUGUGGUAAAAAAGGCACCUGGGCCUGAUUGGUAUAUUAGACACACAGGUCUGAACUCAGCUGUGCUAGCUGGUACAUGCUAAUAUUUGCACUGGGUUUCUUUACACUUAGGGGCAAUUUUUUUCCUUUUAGUCAAGUAUGAUGUGAAUUGAGGGAAUAAAUGAGGGAACCUUGUGAGCACCCAGUGCUAGCUUAUUAAUAUUCUUCCAAGUAUCCUGACCUUGCUACAAUGAAAGGCUAACAUUCUCGACAAUACUGAUUAGAUGAAAAAGAAUAAUCUAUUUUAAAUUAGCAGCUAAAAGGUAUUUUUACUUUCUCAGGGAAUUAUUUUUUUCAUUCUCAGUGAAAAUUCAGGGAUUCAUAAUGAAGUGGACACCUGGCUCAUUUGCAGUUGCAAUGGCAGCAUUUGGCUGUAUUUAGCACUAUUUUGGUUUUUUUAAAGUUUUUUCCUCUGAACACUAAGAGGAAAGAGAACUAUGUACUUCACACUUGCAGUAACGCAUGUAUGCCUGUUACAUCAGAACUAAUGCAACUCAGGUGCAUUGUCAUCAAAUACUAAAUACAAACUAUACAAUAAGUGUCAGCUUUGAGUAAAUUAUUUAGGAAAAAAUAGAAUAUAUCAGUCAUUUAGUUCUAUUUCAAGACGAUAUUGAGGUUUUGCCUUCAUAUUCCUUUGUCAGAUGGUUUUAAAUACCUGAUUUCUUCCUGUAGGAUUUCAAGAAUGCAUCUAAAAUUUUAAUUGCUUAGUUUCUUUUAAGUUGCAAGAAGUAUAAAGUAAUUAAUAAUACGUAAGAAUGGGGCUAGUCUUCUGGGAGAUGGUUCAAAGUGGCAUGGAUUAUCAGGGGUGCAUGAUACAAAGGCAUGAUCAUAAAAUAAGGACAGUGCCAUUGCACACUUGUUUUUCUCUAGACUUAAAUAUGUGACAUAUCAUUUACUUUAAAUUAUAAUCCUGAAUUUUUAUGGAUUUGUAGGUGUUGUUUGUGGACAGAAGGAAAAGAAAGAAAACUUAAAAAUCAACCUGUACUCCUAC